Molecule: messenger RNA, 1548 nt
Organism: Prorocentrum cordatum
Lineage: Eukaryota; Dinophyceae; Prorocentrales; Prorocentraceae
Source: the annotation of a GenBank genome assembly
CUAGCCGCUCUCGCCGCCACUCGAGUCCGAGUGCUCCACCAGCCACUCCGCGGCGGCCACUUCGCCUCGGGCCUGCGCCGUAGCAUACCCAAACGCAGCGAGCCCCUUCCAGCCGCCCGACCAGAACAGCGCAGACACGCCGCCGGCCCGGAGGGCAUCGUUUGCGAAUCCUCUGCGAAACGCGUGAGUGCCCCAGUGGAGAGCCUGCGGCAAAGCUAGCGCCACUGCACCAGCUUUUAAGAAGGCCAGCUUCAGAAUACGAAAUAUGCCCAAAUGGGACCGCGUGCUCCGCGCACGCCUCCUUCAAGGCACAUACUCCGCAUAAGAUUUCUGCAUCUCCAGAGCAGACGCACUUUCUCGCGACUUCAACGGGAACGCGGUAGCUCUUCCUCCGAGUGAACGUCACCGUGCACUGAGAAUGACCAUCGCGGCUGCUGAAUUGAAAGGACGCCUUGCCUGAACCCAGAGCCAAAGUUUCGGAAGAAUACCUCAAGCAAAAGUGGCGCGACACUGCCCAAGACAGGGCCAGAUCACGACGCCCUGAGCGCGACGCCCACUGCAUGAGCGCGCGUGUCUGCGACCCCGAUGCCCAAAUCUUCGGCCGUUGAAAAGCUGCACCAGCUUUUUCUGCUCCCCUCACGAGCCUCGCCGUGUCCGAGAGCUCGCCGGUUGAUACCCGCAGCAGGUGGAGCACCGAACGAAUGUGCGACACAUAUCGGCCCAGAGAGGCACUGCUGCGGAAGAGACCUGAGAAGACGCAGACCGUGGAAUGCCCAGGUGGCCACGGCGCCUCUGUACUGAUGGCGGCCGCCUCACCCCAGAGCUCUACUGCGCUGGCAUACUGCGCGGCACUGCGGCGCCACCCACAGAAUUCGAGCCAGACGGCGCGGAUCUCGAACUCCAUGGAGUCUGCUCCCGAAUACCGCGCUCGCUUUGCAGCAGCCCGGGGCAACACUCUGUCUUCCUCGAAUGGGGAAUCCGGCAACUUCGCCAUGUCUCUGACAGCGCCUGCGAGCACCGUAGGCCCAAGCACCUGCCCACUGCGCCGCGCGUGCGCCAACAGCGCCAGAGCUGCCAUACCUCUCUCGGCAGCACCGUCCUGAGCACCACGCCCGCGGACAAGGCCAUGUGCUGGGGUGCUGCCGCUUUCAGUCUGCUCUGCAGGACGCGCAGCAGGCAGCGCGCCGCCGCUCCACCUCGCAUAACUGCAGAAAUCUACUGAGGAAGUCGCGCGAACACCCAGACAGAGGCCGCCAGAGUUGCGCCUCCUCAGGACCAAUAUCGCAAAAAUCCUCUGCCCGCGACGCUCCGGCAGCCGCCAAACCAGAACACAAUGCAUCAAUGGGCGCACCGGGCGGAACGACUGCGGACACUUGCCUGAGAAUACGAACCAAAUUACCUGAAAACGCAGCUGGCACCUCGGCCACUGCAGGAUGGGCGGCUUGCGACGAGCCUGAUGCAGCAGCAGCAGCAGCAGCGGCCCUGGCCCGGCUCUCAUCAACGAAAUUAAGCAUUGAGCGGAACUUUCAAGCUUGCGCCAAACAGGCU